Messenger RNA from Kalmanozyma brasiliensis GHG001, 2499 nucleotides. RefSeq names its product WD40 repeat. Gene Ontology annotation, molecular function: ubiquitin binding. The record is from RefSeq and is a predicted model, not a curated record. Gene Ontology annotation, biological process: proteasome-mediated ubiquitin-dependent protein catabolic process; ubiquitin recycling. Gene Ontology annotation, cellular component: nucleus; cytoplasm. Bases 1 to 2499 code for a protein of 832 amino acids. The transcript has a single exon. Lineage: Eukaryota; Fungi; Basidiomycota; Ustilaginomycetes; Ustilaginales.
AUGGUGACCACCUACAAGCUGUCUGCCACCUUGGAGCAGCACGGAGCGGACGUCCGUUGCGUGGCUGCUGGCAGCCCCGAGGUAAGCAAAGACUGUCGAGGUGACAUCGUGCUCACCGGCUCCCGUGACCGACACGCUAUCAUCUGGCAUCGCACCAGCGGCAAUCAGUUCGACUCAGCACUCGAGCUCGCCAAUCACGAAGGCUUCGUCAACGCCUGCGCACUGCUUCGAUCCGACGCAACCUACGCUAUCACUGCCGGCCAGGACAAGAUCAUCUACGCAUAUCAGCUUCUCACCUCCGGCAACCAGAUCACAGUCCAGCUUGAUGCAAAGACCGCCGAGCCACAGCCAGCGCGCACAUUGAUAGGGCACACUGAAAACGUUUGCGCGCUCGACGUCGGACCGCACGGCCAGUACAUCGUCAGCGGCAGCUGGGACAAGACCGCCAAGGUGUGGAGGAAUUGGGAGUGCGUCGCAACCUUCAAGGGUCAUGAGCAGUCGGUUUGGGCCGUUCUCGCGGUCGAUCAAGACAGAGUGUUGACAGCAUCGGCGGACAAGACAAUUCGUUUGUGGUCCAUCUCGAGCCCUACCAAGCCGCUGGCGGUGUUCGGCGGGCACACGGACGCUGUGCGUGGCCUGACGCUGCUCGAGGGCGGAGAGUCGUUCGCAAGCUGCGGAAACGAUGGCAACAUUCAUCUCUACUCCCUGCACGGCGCUUCCUCGUCUGCUGGGAGUGCGCCGAUUCAGCCCGUGCAGGUUCUGUCCGGCCACACGAGCUUCGUGUACAGCCUAGCAACCAUUCCGGGCGGAAGGGGCGAGCUCGUAAGCUCGGGCGAAGAUCGCAGCGUCCGCGUCUGGCGAGACGGCGCACUCGUACAGACUAUAACACUUCCUGCCAUCUCAGUCUGGUCAGUCUCUGUUCUUGCCAACGGAGACAUUGUCGCCGGCUCUUCGGACGCAGCGGCCCGAGUAUUCACCCGCGAUGCAUCGCUCGUCGCAGACGAAGCGACACUGAAGGCGUACGACCACUCGAUCUCGACUCAGGUGCUCAAUCAGACGCAGGUGGGCGAUAUCAAGAAGGACGACCUGCCAGGUGUCGAAGCGCUCUCGCAAGCAGGCAGCAAGGAGGGACAGACCAAGAUGGUCAAGAACGGCGACGUGGUCGAGGCGCAUCAAUGGAGCGCAUCUUCGCAGCAGUGGGUCAAGAUCGGCGAAGUUGUGGGUGGCGUGGGGUCAGGUUCGAAGAAGCUAUACGAGGGCAAGGAGUAUGACUACGUCUUUGACGUCGAUAUCGCAGACGGCGUGCCGCCACUCAAGCUUCCGUUCAACCUCAGCGAGAACCCAUAUGCAGCAGCACAGAGGUUCUUGGAGAAGAACGACCUGCCACAGCAGUACGCGGACCAGGUGGUGCAGUUCAUCGACAAAAACACGUCGGGCGUCAGUCUGGGUGCGCCCCAGUACGCGGAUCCUUACACGGGGGCAAGCAGGUACCAGCCCUCCGGAUCGUCGUCUGGCGGCGCUAGCUCAGCAGCCGCGCCGUCGAGCGCUGCCGCGGUCGCAGCACCGAGCUUGGACGACACCAGCAGGUAUACCGGAGCACGCAACGUCGAUCCUUACACCAGCUCGGGGCCAUCUGCAUCGACUGGUGCCUCGAGCGCAGGGGGCGCGGCUACUUCGACAAGCUCGAUCCUGCCACAACGAGCCUUCUUGUCCUUCAAGAGCGCCAACUUCUCCGCGAUCAAGAACAAGCUAUCGCAGGUCAACCAGCAAGAAACGGCCAAGCUAUCAGAAUCGGAAAUUCGUCAGAUCGACCAGCUGGUCUCUCGACUCGAAUCUGGAUCUUCGUCGGAUGCUCUCAACAUCGAUGCACUUCGUAAAGCCGUCUCGUCGUGGGGCGCUGGCUCCCGGUUGCCUGCUCUCGACCUCAUCCGAUGCGCUGCAGCUGCCGGCACCACGACGGCACCGCUCGAGAUCGCCCGCGAGGUCUUCGAAGCGUCCUCCUGGGCGUCUGACUGGCCCAUCCCCGGCUCGCCCGACGCCAAGGUUCGGGAUGUCAACUCGAUGCUGGCCCUGCGCACGAUCGCCAAUCUGUGGAGCGAUCCGCGCGCACUCGGCGAGCUCGAGGUGAACGGAAUGAGCCUGUUGGGCAGCCUUUCCGAGACGCACUAUGCCAGGAUGAGCAAGAAUGGCAGGAUCGCAUUCGCCACGGUCGUCUACAACGCGACCGCGCAGAUGGUUGGUGGGAUGGGCAAGAACAGCGCAGCAGGGAUCACGUUGGGACUGGUGAACGAGGUGUUGGCGCAGGAGAGCGAGGAAAGCGAGGCGGUGUAUAGGAUUUUGGUGGCCUUGGGUAAUUUGCUCUGCUCGUCAUCGGGUAGCAAUUUGAAUAGGAACGCGUUGGACACGGCCCGUCAGUCGAUGCAGAGACUGUCGGGAACGGGGUUGGGCAAGGAGCAGAGGAUCGCGCAGAUCAUCGCCGAGGUCCAUGGCUUGUUCUAG